This is a messenger RNA of Penicillium argentinense, 693 nucleotides long. RefSeq names its product DUF1349 domain-containing protein. The coding region runs from base 1 to 693 and encodes 230 amino acids. The transcript has a single exon. NCBI's taxonomy places the organism in Eukaryota, Fungi, Ascomycota, Eurotiomycetes, Eurotiales, Aspergillaceae. The record is from RefSeq and is a predicted model, not a curated record.
AUGUUCCAAGUCCGACUCAUGCUGCGUCAGGUUUUCUUCUGGACCGCGACGUUUGCUUCCACACUCCACGCGACAUCCGCCGAAAGUCAGUGGAAGUGGCUUAACUACAAUGCGUCUACAAUCUCUCCAAUCAGGGAGGUUAUCACUAUCCACGCUCCACCAGACACCGACAUUUGGAGGCCUUCCAUAAACAAUGACAACUUCACAGCGCCUUAUCUGUACACUAGCAUUGAAACCAGCAACUUUCAAAGCGUGAAUGUCACUGUUCAAGCAAAUUGGAAGACACUCUACGACCAAGGCGGCCUUGUCAUUACUUUUCCAGAGCGGCAAGAACACACCUAUUUGCAGUGGAUCAAGGCGGGAGUCGAGUUUACCGACGGAGCGCCCUACUUAGGCGUUGUCGGCACAGACAGACUGUCCGAUUGGAGCUUGAGCCCGAUGUUGCAGGACUCCAAUACCGGAAACGCAACUAUUGAAAUCGUUCGUGAUGGGUCAGACGCUUGGGUGUAUGUGAUAGAGGGAACUAGGCGACGGUCUCUGCGCCAGGUUACAUGGGCUUUCAAUGAAGGCAACUCAGAGCAUAUGCACGUGGGAAUUUAUGCAGCCAAGCCAACUCGGGAAUCUGGAGUGGGUCAUGAGUUUGAUACCCUUGCCGUUACCUUCAAAUUGUUCAGCUUGGAAACAAAGAGCUGA